UGAACGGAAAAGAUACAAGCCCCUUUUAGAGACAUCCCACUCAUCCCCACGCACACACACACACACUCACUCACUCACUCUCACUUACUCACUCACUCACUCCUUUUUCAUUUUUUUGAAAAAAUAUAAUAUAUCAGAGCAAACAAUAAUAAUAUUACUUUUUUAAACAAACCACAGACACACCUCAGAGUCAACACUUAUCAGUAACAGCUACUACAAUUACAGCUCCUGAACCUCUUUUUAAAAAGCUCUUUCUCUCAACUUGAUCUUUUGAAUUUAUAUCAUCCUUUUUUUCUACAAGUUAUUCAAUAAUGACAAUUAUAUCUGCCAAUACUCAUAACCAUCAUCGUAUACGCUCUUCUGGAAAGAUGACGACAACCACCGCCCUGAUGCAGAAAUCAAGAUCAGAACCUAAUAAGCAACGUACUUCUAUCAAUACUAAAGCAACAAUUCAACAGUCCAUCUAUUCUAAACGUAAAUCAACAGGAAAUCUUCGACAGUCUUUCCACCAGCAUGCCUCUACUACUUCAUCCACAAGUACAACGACGGAUGCAACCACUUCUUCAAAUACGACGAUCAAUAAAAUUUGGCGACCACCAGGCCAUUACGAAAUUCCCGAUAUUUUGGGAAAUGCUUAUUUGAAGCCUAGCCCGCCAGUCGCUUUUGACCUGCGCCCAACGGAUAUUUCAAAGCAAAUCACAAAGUUGGAAACCAAAUUGAAAAAGUUAUUACCCAAGGUGACCGUUCGCUCCUCGGACCCAAGUGCCCGCUUUACCAACUUUAAAGAGAUUGGUACCGGUGUCAACGGUGCUGUCGUCAAAGCAAAUUAUCGUAGAAAGCCCAAUGUAAAAGUAGCGAUCAAGCGUUGUCGAUUGGAUCCCGAUCGUGAAUACCGCGCUGCUAUCUUUAGAGAGUUGAAGAUUAUGGCUUCAGGACAUCAGAAUCUGAUUAAAUUGCGGGAAGUAACCAUCUGUCGAGAAGAUAUCUGGAUGACCAUGGACUUGAUGCGCUGCUCUGUCUUUGCUGUUCUUUGUCAAAGAGGCAUCCCCGAAGAAUACACUGUAUACAUGGCUUGUGAAACCUUGAAGGCAUUAGCCCAUCUUCAUUCACAAGGCAUACUCCAUCGUGAUGUAAAAUGUGAAAAUCUAUUAUUAGGUUGGAAAGGAGAGGUUAAAUUAGCACGCACAAGUCGUCCCAAUCACGAAAGAUUAGGCACAACGAAAUGGAUGGCACCUGAAGUCAUUAGAGAAGAAUACUAUAAUGAAAAGAUAGACAUGUGGUCAUUGGGUAUCACCAUUAUCGAAAUGAUGGAUCGUGUACCACCUCACUAUGCCAUUAAAGAUGAAGAAGAACUAUUUGACAUUAUUGCUACUGAGCCCAGUCCUACCUUCACCUACAGCUAUCCUUCCAUGUACAUGAGAGGUUUGGUUGCUUGGUUAUUAGAUGAAGAACCCGAAACGAGACCCACAGCGGGUGAUGCAUUAUAUGAAAUCGAGGCUCAUGUUCAAUCACAUCUUUUGCCCUGCUCAACGGCACAAGAUCUAACACGCUUCUUGAACCAGGUGUUACCUACUGCCUCUGAUUGAAAAGUGUUCAAUAAUGCCACUACAACAACUUUAUAACAAUCAUUCUCUUUAUUUUCCGCCAUCCAAAGUAUAGCUCCGAAGCUGUAUUCUUUCUAUGCUUUCCUCCUCUAAACUCUCUCUCUCUCUCUCUCUAUACAAAGAACAACCAUUUCGCGCGAUCCCUAUUCUGUAGCAAAAUUCCCCUUCUUCAUCUCUUCAAGCAAACUGUGCCUUUUGUCU
This is a messenger RNA of Mycotypha africana, 1805 nucleotides long. RefSeq names its product kinase-like domain-containing protein. Gene Ontology annotation, cellular component: cytoplasm. The transcript has 5 exons. Bases 312 to 1586 code for a protein of 424 amino acids. Lineage: Eukaryota; Fungi; Mucoromycota; Mucoromycetes; Mucorales; Mycotyphaceae. Gene Ontology annotation, biological process: regulation of MAPK cascade; intracellular signal transduction; protein phosphorylation. The record is from RefSeq and is a predicted model, not a curated record. Gene Ontology annotation, molecular function: protein serine/threonine kinase activity; ATP binding.